Molecule: messenger RNA, 543 nt
Organism: Adineta ricciae
Lineage: Eukaryota; Metazoa; Rotifera; Eurotatoria; Adinetida; Adinetidae
Source: the annotation of a GenBank genome assembly
AUGGCGCCAACCAAGCGAAAAAGAUCGCCUUCACCUGUCAAGACUGAACAGAAACCAAGAACACAAGCUUUUCUUGAUCAUCUAUCUAUGGAUGAAGCAAAGGCGUGGCGGAAUGAAAUUAUUAAGUGCGGUCGAUAUAAAAAAUUAGUUAAUCAUCGUCAUAUUUCUUCAAAUCUUAGUAUCGACGAACUUGAAUCAGCAACCAGUGCUGGAUCUUUCAAUGGUACUAAUUUUUUUGUGCGUGGAAAAAUAUUGUAUGUUUGUUUAUUAGGAGCAUAUUUCAUGAAAUGGAUGGAAUGUGAAAUUGAGGAAAAUCUCUUGUGCGAUCCUCCAGAUGGUCAUCCGCGUAUAAUGAUUUGUAAAAACACCUCUUCAUGGCCAUCGAUUGUAGAAAAAUUAUCAACAUUCUGUUGGCAAAAUUCGUCGCGAAUGGCCAUAUACUGUCAUCAUAUCACUUUACGGUCGAUGAACGAAAAACCUUUACGGUUAUUAUGUAGUUCAACAGAUGGAGAACAAGGUGUGAUCCCAUUCUUUUUGUGCUAG